Messenger RNA from Topomyia yanbarensis, 1131 nucleotides. RefSeq names its product rhythmically expressed gene 2 protein-like. Bases 324 to 1124 code for a protein of 266 amino acids. Lineage: Eukaryota; Metazoa; Arthropoda; Insecta; Diptera; Culicidae. The transcript has 3 exons. The record is from RefSeq and is a predicted model, not a curated record.
CAUUUUGUGUUUUCUUUGCGCAUAACAUUCUUUACUUAAAGCCGGUGUGGUUUCACUCAAAAGUCUCACCACCACACAGUAUUCAGCUUUUAAUAUAUUACAAACAUCUUAUCAGGGAAGAAUGUACAAGAGAUGAUAAGAAACAUUCAAAAUAAGGUUUUCGAGCUGAAUUCUAUCCCACGAGCAAAUUUUCAACAUCAGCACAUCAGUCCAUUUACUGUGCUAUUCAUUCGCCAUCCUGCACUCGAGCGUGCAGACUGUACCAACCUGCGUUCUGAAACAGGUUUAGUGAUAUUUUCGGUCGGAUCUUAGUGUCAGCCAUCAUGAGUAGUUUGUCGCGUUUCCGUUUAAUCACAUUCGAUGUGCAUAAUACGUUGCUACAAAUUCGAUCUGCGCCUGGUAAAAAGUAUGGCGAAUUGGGAGCUAUGUUCGGUAUAAGUAACAACAAUAGCCAAUUAGUGUCAAAUUAUGUGCAGAGUUGGCGCAAGAUGAACCGAUUGCAUCCAAACUUUGGACUGAAGACCAAAAUAGGAUAUAAGCAGUGGUGGCAAAUGAUGAUAGGAGGAAUCUUCAAUGAAAAUGGUACACAUAAUAUCCCGGACGACAAAAUUGAGCAAAUGACCGAACACUUCAUGGAUUUUUUCAAAACCAGCGGUUUCUGGCAGCACUGUUAUGGUUCUGUCGAUUUCCUUAAUUACUUAAAACUCCAAAGACACUUGGAAUCUAGCGGUAGCAAGGAACCCCCGUACAAACUGGGUGUGAUUUCCAAUUUUGACCCACGAUUAGAUGUUUUACUGAGGAACAUGAAAAUUAACCACUAUUUCGACUUUGUGUUGAAUUCCUACGAUGUAGGGUACAUGAAACCUGCGAAAGAAAUAUUCGCCACUGCCAUGAAUGUUGCUGAAUUGAAAGAUUUAAAGCCACAAGAGUGUUUGCACAUUGGCGCUACGCCAGUGACGGAUUACUUUGGAGCGAGAAAUGCAGGGUGGUACGGACUGCUGGUGCACGAAAAAUCUGCAGAUGAACUCACGCGAAAAUAUGGACAAACGGUGGAUGACAACCAUGUAUUUUCUAGUCUGUUUGAUAUUCACAAAAAGAUUUCCAACGAUUACAUGAAAUGGUAAAUAAAAA